Molecule: messenger RNA, 1464 nt
Organism: Saccostrea cuccullata (small rock oyster)
Lineage: Eukaryota; Metazoa; Mollusca; Bivalvia; Ostreida; Ostreidae
Product: receptor-type tyrosine-protein phosphatase T-like
Exons: 10
Coding region: 1-1311 (436 amino acids)
Biological process (GO): protein dephosphorylation
Molecular function (GO): protein tyrosine phosphatase activity
Source: RefSeq, a predicted model, not a curated record
AUGGAUUGGGAGGGACCACUCUGUCGGUGUAGUGUUCACUGUGAGGGAGAAUGCUCUUACCAGGGACACUGCUCUGGGAAUUGUUCUGAGGGAUGGUUCGGCUCUAGCUGCCAUCAGAAAUGUUCUUCCCAUUGCAAGCGAUGUGAGGAGUCGCCAUACAACUGUACAGAAUGUUAUCAUGGAUACCCUCCCCUUUGCUCGAGCGAGAAGCUGUAUAUUUCUGAAGAAACAAUGACCAUGAUGAUGGCAGGAGGAGGGAUAAUCCUUGUACUGGUGCUCAUAACCAUCUGUAUCAUCAUCAUAAUCAGAAAACUGUGUCAAUCUUCCAAUCAAGGAGACACAUAUGGUUUCAUUGAGACUCAAGAUAUAGAAUUGGAACCGAUGUCACAGACCAAUCCCUACGCCGACCUGGAAUCAGCCCAGUACAUAAAUGAUUCCAACAGAAUGACAGUAGAUGAAUUCAUACUAAAUGUACAUCAUAAGAAACUUAAUCAUGCAUUUCGAAGAGAAUUCAAGAAAAUUCCAUACCGAAUGAACGAGUCAUAUUAUGCAGCUAUUGAUCCGAAGAAUAAAUCUAGAAAUAGAUAUAAAAAAGUAUAUCCAUAUGAUUCCAGUCGUGUGGUCCUUGAUACUUCCGAUUUUCCAGGAAGUUCUGAUUACAUUAAUGCCUGUUUUGUACAUGGUUUUCACAAACAACGGGCAUACAUAGCUUCACAAGGUCCGUUUACUGAGGAGACAGUUUUAGAUUUUUGGAGGAUGGUGUGGCAGAUGAGAAGUGUGAAGAUCGUCAUGUUAACAAAUCUUACAGAAGAAGGAAAUAUGAAAUGUUUAAAAUAUUGGCCAAAUACCGAGGCUUUAAUAGGACCUUUCCUGAUCAAGACUGAGAGACAAAACACCUGCAGAAGAUACAUAAUAAGACAUAUCAAACUUAAAUUGGGCAUUGAAGAGAGAGUGGUAAAACAAUAUCAGUAUACAGCGUGGUACACAACAAGGGUACCCAAUAACGUCGACUCUCUCCUCCUCUUUAGAAAUCUCGUCAUGAGCGAUGUUUCUGAUGAUGACGGUCCUAUCAUCGUCCAUUGCAGUGCGGGGGUGGGGCGCACGGGGACAUUUAUUGCCCUGGAUUACCUCCUAGAUGAGGGAAUAUCGACUGGUUACCUAGAUGUUGUUGGCUAUAUCCAGAUAUUGAGGCAGCAGCGGGCCUAUGCUGUACAAUCUACAGAUGAGUACAUUUUCCUACACGACGCCCUUGUGGAGGGAUUUACGAGUAAGCAUGAGAACAGGUCUAUAGAAAUUGCCGACGAAUUGUGAACAAGUGUUUGCAAAACAAAUGUUAUAUUUCAUAUGCCAUGGAAAAUGCUUUGAGUUAUUCAUUUGUUAUUAAAAUUUCAAUCAAACUUUAUCAUGCGAUGUUUAAUAUUUAUUUUAAGUUUAAUAUUUAAAGUUCUGCUAUGACUAAGACAU